Molecule: messenger RNA, 1406 nt
Organism: Diorhabda carinulata
Lineage: Eukaryota; Metazoa; Arthropoda; Insecta; Coleoptera; Chrysomelidae
Gene: tan
Product: beta-alanyl-dopamine/carcinine hydrolase
Exons: 7
Coding region: 189-1346 (385 amino acids)
Source: RefSeq, a predicted model, not a curated record
AACCAAAUAAAUAGUGUACUAUCAUCAACGUUGUAUUCAUUUCGUCAAUCGGAAUGAGUUAUCACCAACAUCGAUUCUAUUCUCGUUUUAUCAAAACAUCUGUAUAAAGCUCCCAACAUAUAUAAUAAUCUAAUCAGUUGGUUAUGAUAGUGCUGUGGUGAUUCGGCGGCAGUUUUCUUCUAAAAAUAAUGCCUGUAACCGCCACAAAAUCGAGGUACCAAUCUAUACCGAUACUCUACACGAGAGGGACUUAUUACGAAGUAGGGUACGAUACUGGAAGAACGUUUUCUGGAAUAAUACAUAGCUUUUUAAAUGGCAACCCAUCGUUAGAGGAGGAUUUUCUACCAGCAUACAACACACUGGAAGGAAAACGAGCAUAUGAAGAAACUUUAAAUUCAGUUAAAAAGAAUUUUCCUCAAUAUGUUAGAGAACUGGAAGGGAUUGCCGAUGGAGCCAACGUUCCGUUUUACAAGCUAUUUUUGUUACACAUGGACGACAUAAUGUUACUAGCUGUUAAAAAAGAGACGAAGAAUGAACACCCCACAGGUUGUUCAUCUAUCUGUGUAAAUAAUAAAGGACAUGAAAUAUUAGGUCAUACAGAAGAUGCUUUGGGAGAAGUUUUAAACCACAUUUAUUUCGUUUCCGCUCAUAUUAUACCGGAUAAAAUUGAAGGAAAAUGUCCAUUCAAAGAAGAAAAAUUCACUUCACUUUGUUACGCUGGUCACUUACCGGGAUAUACCAUGAGUUAUAACCACCAUGGACUAAUAUUUACAAUUAAUACUUUGAGUGUUAAACACACAUAUCCUGGAAAAACACCGAGAAUGUUUAUUACCAGAAGUCUUCUGGGUGCGGAAAAUUUCGUCCAAGCUCAAGAAAUUAUAAGGGAUCGAGGUUGUGGAGCCGGUAAUGGCUGUUCAAUUAACAUGACUUUUUUGAACCAAGAAGGGGACAGAAUGUUUCACAAUGCCGAAAUGGCACCUUCCGAUAAACAAGAAUCUCAAUUGAACGUUUUUACUGCUAGUCCUGGAGAAUGUAUUAUCCAUACCAACAAAUAUCUGCGAAUCAAAAUAGAUGAAACGAAUGAAAAUAUGACAAAUAGUAGCCUAAAUAGAAUGGCCACUUUCGCAACCUAUCCUUCACCAAAACAAAAACAUGAUGUUCUAAAAAUGUUGAGCGAUACUACUAAUCCUAAUUUUCCAGUAUUUCUUGACACACCGAACAAUUAUGUUAAAACUGUUGCAGUAGGUAUAUUCGAUUGUGUUGCUAAAACAUGGAGUUUGUACUCAGACAACCCAUCAAAAAAUGAACCAUUGGUUGUACUACCAUUAGUACUUAAAAACAAUUAAUUGCUAACACUUCUAAACUAAUUUAUAUGUGUAUGUACUUAAAUAAAGUCUUAAAUAUUA